AUGAUGGGAAUGAGAUCUCACGGGGAGGACAUCCUAGAGUUGCACGCCCACGGCGGCCGGGCGACUGUCAAGUCUAUCCUCGCCGCGAUUCCAUCAUCCCGGACGCGGACGGGCCGAAUCCGAUAUGCAGAGCCUGGCGAAUUUACGAGGCGAGCCUUUAUGAACAAUAGGCUAGACCUCACCCAAGUCGAUGCUCUCGGGGAUAUGCUCGCCGCGGAGACGGAGCAGCAGCGCCGCGCAGCGGAGAGGGGCAAUUCCCGGGUCCUUGGCCAGCGUCAGAAGAACCAACUUCUCCGGAGCGGCAUCCGCAUCGCUCUUCUUGGGCCCCCGAACGUGGGAAAAAGCUCGCUCAUGAACCAUAUCGUCGGUAAGGAAGCCUCCAUAGUAUCUCCCGAGGCCGGCACGACGCGGGAUAUCGUCGAGGUCAGCCUGGAUAUGAGGGGCUACCUUUGUUCUUUUGCAGACACUGCCGGGUUCCGCGGGGAGGGAUCGAGCUUGGCUGGGGAAGACGCUAGCGUUGGCCACAUCGAAAGAGAAGGUAUUAAGCGCGCAAAGGCUGCGGCCCUAUCAUCCGAUGUGGUGAUUGUUUUGGGGGCAGUUUCUCGAGAUUCGAGAGACCAAUGUCGAAUCAUCUUCGACCAAGAGAUUCUGCGGCUCGUUGGAGAGCACAAUAAGCCGGUCCUUGUGGCGGUAAAUAAGAGAGAUGUUGUGGACGAAGCGAGUCUCUCAUCACUACUCUCAGAAUUUGGGAACGCGAUCCAAGGCAUACCCGGACUCGAGAACGCUCCAGCGCCACUACCCAUAUCUUGUAGGGAAGCCCAUUCAGGGCCCGGAUGUGCAGCGAUAAAGGACCCUGGCGGCGUACAUACGCUAACCGACAACCUACUCGAACUCUUUAAGACCAUGACUUCCGUCCCCACCGAUAUGCAGGACCUGCUAGGUGUUACCGAGCGGCAGCGGCAGCUCUUAGCCGAAUGCCGCAUCCACUUGGAAAACUUUAUGGCCGAAUCAAAAUCCAGGGACGACGGCGCCGCUGAUAUCGUUCUAGCUGCCGAGCACCUAAGAUUCGCUGCAAAUGCCCUAGCUAAGAUAACGGGAAGAGGCGAGGUGCCGGACGUGGAGGAUGUUCUGGGGGUUAUCUUUGAAAAGUAA
Molecule: messenger RNA, 1152 nt
Organism: Parascedosporium putredinis
Lineage: Eukaryota; Fungi; Ascomycota; Sordariomycetes; Microascales; Microascaceae
Source: the annotation of a GenBank genome assembly